UAUAUAUCUAUAAUGAUGAAUGCAAUGAUGGCGGGCUGCACACGUGUUUUCCAGAUCUCUGGCGUCAAAAACCAUGACAGGAAGAGAGCUUUGGUCCAGGGAAUCCAGCAUCUGGGUGGAAAAUACAUAGGUGGCUCAGUGUAUCAAUGUGCCUGCACUCAUCUCAUAAUCCCAAUGGUUUUGUCCAGUGAGAAAUUUUUGGCCGCCUGUGCUGCAGGAAAGUGGGUUGUGACACCAGACUAUGUGGUGGACAGUGUCAAGAAUGGCUUCUGGCUGGCAGAGGGACCCUAUGAAAUUUCCAUAUCCACAAGCAACACAUCUGCAUUCUACCCUGUCAGGCAGUGGAGGGAGAAGGUGGCCAGAAGGCUUUCAGGGGCCUUCCAGGGCUGGAGGGUCCUCCUUAUGGUCCAAGAGCCCACCAUACAAAAUAAUUCAUACUCUGAUUUUCCUCAGGCUAUUAAGAGCGGGCAGAGCCAAGUUUACCACUGCCCUCCUCCUUCGAAUGCUUCUGUCACUCAUGUUAUGGCUAAACCUAUCACAGAGGACUCAAAAGCCCAGGAUGCUCCUUAUCCUGUAAGCUACAUUGUCCAGCACCUUUUUGGGAGCAAUUAUGUGGAUUUAUAUGACAUGCAAGAUGGUCAUCAAGGUGAGAUGAGGAGGGCUGGACUUUUGGAUGUGGACUUCUCUGAGCUGGAGACAGAGCUCAGGGAUUUUGCCAUCAAACAGGAAGGCAGGCCGAGACUUUGCUUCCUUGAAUUUCUGGGUUACCAUGACCCAUACCAUCCGCAGUACCAGGCUAUAGAAACAGACUUCAGCAAUGUUGGUAGUAUGAUAGAGUGCGGGCUCUUCAUCGAAGCGUUGGACUCAAUCAGGAGUGCUUUGUACCCUGGCGUGCUGCCACCAGCGGCUCACCUGGUCUCCCUCAUAGACUACGCACAGCAGGGAAUCGCCACCUCUGUCUUCCUGAGAAAUUUCCAGCAGGUCAUGAAUAACCUGCUUGUUACCAACCCUCCCUGGCUGGCUCCAUGCAAAGUCAAGAGAUACUUCACCCAGGUGCUGCAAUGUCCUCGGUGUAAGACAGGCACUUGGACUUUUCUAGAGACGGCCAUCAGUUACUGUCUGUCUCCUGAGGCCACCUGUCACCCGCUCCCUGGUCCUGCCCUGCCAACACUGUUACAUUUCCAUAGUGACCUCAUUACAUUUUUCCUCAAGCUCUUCCAAGGAGAACUCCACUCUAUCACCACUGGGGAUUUUGUUCUCCAUGAAGGAACUGCAGUCCCUCAGUCUUCAUCUUCAGGAUCUUUGCUGAAUGGGACCUUCUGGACAGUUUGGGAGCGCUCCACGCUGUUGUCCCUAGCUGUGAAACAACCUCAACACUUGAUUCAGGCUGCAAAUGAGGACCACAAUGCAAGAGAUAAGAAGCAGCAACCACGCUUGCUGCACACCCUGCUGGAGCUCCUGUCUGUGGUGGUGGAGUUCUGGUGUCAACAGCACUUCAAACUGAACCAGAAGCUGGUGGAAAAGAGCCUUAAAGACCUGGCAGAGCACUUUGCAGUCAUCAGCCAGGGCUUGUCUGCGGUAAAUCUGGCAGAUCUGGUCAGCAGGACUCACUCCACCAGACUGAAGUUGGUGAUGGCUGAUGCCAUUUUUAGCAAUCUUUGCAGUAGAAAUGGAUUCACAGUUGGAGAUGAUCCCCUCUCACGCAAGAAAAUGAUGAUGUCCUACCUGCCUGCUCUGGGGAGUUUAGCUCAGAGUCCUUCUGAGGCUGGAAUCAGGACAGGUCGAACCUAUCAGAGCUGUGCCAGUCAGGGGGUAGGCUGCAGCACUGAGAGCUCUUUGGUGAUGGAAACAAACCUGGAAAAAGAAAACGUCCCAAGAGGUUUAAACCGAGUCAACGCAGCAGGAGAGACCCUCCUCCACAGAGCUUGCAAGAGGAACCAAGUGGAAACAGUGCUUCAGAUCCUGGCGCUUCCUGGCACGGACGUCAACGUUAAAGAUUACGCAGGAUGGACACCUCUGCAUGAAGCGUGCAACCACGGCAGCACAGCCUGCGUGGAGGUUUUGCUACGUCACCAACCCGCCCCUCUGCUCAGUAGCCAGGUGGGUGGAGUCAGUCCGCUACACGACGCCCUGCACAACAAACAUAUGGACAUCGCGAAACUGCUACUAGAACAUGCAGGCUCAAUUCUUCUGCAGCAGACUGAUAGAGACGGACGGAUUGCUCUGGAUCUGGUCCCCACAUCAAAGCAGAGGGAGGAUCUCCUCCACAGUGCGCAGGUCGGCGACUCCUCCCUGGGACACGAUGAGACCGAGGUCUUGAACCUGCCCCUCCUGGAGGCUGGCUCCUCUCUGCUGGCCCACCUAAUUUUCUCCUACCAGCGAGAGAGGGGCCUGGCGGGCCAAGCACAGCCCAGUGACAAACCUCACAGUCUGGGCCACAGGCUGGUCAGAGCCCUGAAGGAACACUCCCUCCAAGGAGUGACUUUAGGGUGGAGCGACCAGCGGGCAGUAAGGCUGGUGGAGGAUCUGGAGACACUGUUGGAGCUCUGCAGAGGGCGUUACCUGGGGCAGGUGUCUAGAGCAGUGAGAGAGUGCAAAGGAGAGAACACUCUCUUCGUAAUGGCACUAUUAGAAGAGCUGAAGUCACAGGGAGAGGCACUGCUAGCUGACCUGUGACAGAUGUUGGACAACCCACCGAAAAUGACUGAAUGUAAAACCUGUGAUUUAAAUGUGUUGGUUAUUUAGCAGUGUUCACGAUGUGAUCACAUGGUUUAAAAAUGUUACAAGCAACAAUCACUCCAAAAUAAUGUGGCCUUUCUCAGAGAUAGGUAAGCAUGUGUUUGUUGAGUUAACUGUGUUCAAGUUUAAGAAGAAAUUGGUGAUAUUUCCUGUCUCCUGCAUGGUGUGAAUAUAUAUGCUACUACUUUUUUUUUGUUUCAUAUAUUUUAUGUUUAAAUGGACAAACGUCCCUAAAAAUAUAUUUUGUUGAAUUUGGAGUUUUGUUUUUAUAUUUUUGGAGCACAAAUAUUUCUGUAAGGUAACUACCUCAAGAUCUGCCUCUCUCUCAGCUACUACACUUAAUGUUUGGAUGUUUUUUUGUCACUUGUUAACUAUUUAGAUCAGAAUAAAUGAACAUACAUGACUGUUCAACUCUCUUGCUACGUUGUGAAGUAUUUCAGACAGCAGUGAAGGUUGGGCCACAGUGAUGAAGAGUAAAAGCAGUUUCUCACAGAAGUCCUCCUGUGUUUGAGGUCCUUAUGUGGUCUCAGGUCUCAGCCACACAGACAGCAGUGAGGGAUGAGCCACUUCCUGAAGCUGAAUAUGAAGGAGGGGGAGGGAGUCGGUGGAGUGGACAACAGAAAAAAGGAGAUGUGAACCUGAAAUGUGACCCACUAGAUGAACUGGCUUAUAAUCCCCCUGUGUUUGUUAAGAAAAGAAACCGCUGAUGCCCUGAAAUAAUCCACACACUCUGAAGAUGAUAAAAAAUAUUUAUUCUCA
Notolabrus celidotus (New Zealand spotty) is the source of this 3498-nucleotide messenger RNA. RefSeq names its product SMC5-SMC6 complex localization factor 1 (gene slf1). Lineage: Eukaryota; Metazoa; Chordata; Actinopteri; Labriformes; Labridae. Gene Ontology annotation, molecular function: protein binding. Gene Ontology annotation, biological process: positive regulation of double-strand break repair. The record is from RefSeq and is a predicted model, not a curated record.